Molecule: messenger RNA, 1788 nt
Organism: Rhizoctonia solani
Lineage: Eukaryota; Fungi; Basidiomycota; Agaricomycetes; Cantharellales; Ceratobasidiaceae
Product: RNA recognition motif protein
Exons: 8
Coding region: 1-1788 (595 amino acids)
Biological process (GO): mRNA processing
Cellular component (GO): spliceosomal complex
Molecular function (GO): mRNA binding
Source: RefSeq, a predicted model, not a curated record
AUGCCCAACUAUCAACCUAUCCCAACUGCUGCAGCCGCAUCCCCGACCGGACCGAUGCACAAGGCAACUACGCUCUUCGUUGGGUCGAUAUCUCCUGGUAUUUCGGAUGGAUUUUUAACCUCGUUGUUUGCUGCAUGUGGACCACUGAGGAGCUUCAAGCGGUUGCAGACGCCACAAGGAAAGCCGCAAGCAUUUGGGUUUGCCGAGUUUGAAGAGCCGGAUGCGGUUUCGCGGGCUUUGCAAUUGUUGGAUGGGAGACUGUUACCUUCGCUCGAGGGUGGCCAACCAAAGAAGCUGUCGGUUAAAGCCGAUCAAAAAACACAAGGAUUUUUGAAAACGUAUGAAGAACAAAGAGGACAGAACCCUGACGACGAAGUCGCGAAAAUGACCUCGGAAACACUCAUCGGUUCGUUGAUUGCAGCUCUGACCGAUCCAUCUGCGCUCCCGCAAGAGCAAACCCCGGAAAAAUCCAACGAGGUGAUCAUCCCUCCACAUUUGCAAGAUCUCCAAGAGCAAGACUUGCCGGAAGAACAGCGUGGGCUGGUCUUGAGUGAAAUUUCGUUGUUUAGGGAACGGAGUGCACGGAGGGACAAGCCUCCUCAGGUCGUGGCUCGUCAGCCACAGCGACAAGAAUCGGGUGGAGGGACGCGCACGUGGGGACAGCCGCAGCAGGACAAGGAAAAGGGGGAAAGCCAUGGGUUGGCGUCCAAGCCUAUUGGGUUCGUGCAAGCUACGAGAGACAAGGAGAAGGAGAAGCAGGAACCUGCGUCAAAGACCCCGGGCGAGCCGGAAAAGACAGACGAGGAGCGCGAGAAGGAACGACUGGAAGCUAGACGAAGGGACGAAGAUAAUUCUUUCCGCGAUCGAGAACGCCGGUACGAACCCCGCGAAAGACAACGCAUCGCUGCUAUUGAGCGUGCGCUGCAACGUGAGAGAGGGUUGGCACGUGCGGAAGAAAAGGACCGACAAGAGCUGAAGCAGCGUUUGGCAGAGUGGGAUGACGAUGCGAGCGACGAGCCGUUUUACGUUGAUCGUGCUCGAUGGAGACAAACUCGCCACCGCUUCCUGCUCUCUGAAACGCAAGCAGACGACGCGUCCCGCGCAAUGGAAGAACGUCAAGCCGAACACCUGCGUCUCGAAUCCGAAGCGUUCCUCGCGCGCCAAAUGGACGAAAUGCGCGCCUUGGCCGAGGAGCAACGCAAGGCGGGGUUAUUGCUGGACGACGGUGCUCCCGUCCGACUGGCAAUCUCGGCGGUGGAGAAGAAGGAAAAAGAGGAAGAAGAGGAGAAAAAGGCGGUGGUUGCCAAGCCUGCGCUCGUGUUUGGGCAAGAAGAGGACGAGGAGAUUGCUGGGCGCCGGAGGAGGGGAAACCUGGUCAAGUUGGAUUUCGAGGCUGCGGAGCGGGAGCGGGUUGUCGAGCGGUUACAUCGUGCGAGAGAUUCCGUUCCCAAGGCGCAGGAUGCGUUGUGGAGGGCCAAGGUCAAGUGGGAUGCUUUGGGCGAGUCCACGGUCCAAAAGAAGAUUGUUCCCCUUGCACGCAAGAAACUCGAAGAAUACCUUGGAGAGCUCGACGACGACGAUAUGGUUGUCUUUAUCGCUGACCACGUGAGGAGCCGAAAGGGACCUGUGGAACUAGUCGAGGCGCUCGAACCCGUUCUAGUCGAAGAAGCCACCGACCUGGUUGUCGCUCUCUGGCGCCAAGUCGUGUUUGAAUCCGCGGCGUACGGAGAUGGCCUUGAGUCUGGAGACAACUUUGUGGACCAGAGUGGGGACAUGGUCCCCACCUGA